ACCACCGAGACCACGUGGUUACCUUACAGCUCCGAGGGAAUCAAAACAAACCUGCGUGGCCCCGCCCAGCGUCGGUCACAUGACUCGCACGUGAGCGGCGCUUCCGGAAGAGCCGGUAGCUGGCUGCAGGGCCAGAGCCUUGGCCCUCCCUGGGACCCCCCCUCACUCUCCACUCCGCGUUCGGGUUUCGGGCGGAGCUGGAGCCGUGCUGGCCAUGGCGGCAGGCUCGGGGGCCGCCACCGCUACCGGCGCUGCAGCCGGAACCGGAGAGGAGAAAGAUGAAUAUGUCAAACCUUUCACACCAGAGAAAGCAAAAGAAAUUAUCAUGUCUUUACAGCAACCUGCAGUCUUCUGUAAUAUGGUUUUUGAUUGGCCAGCACAACACUGGACUGCUGAGCACCUUUCCAAGGUCCUUCAUGGCAAGCAGAUACGAUUUAGGAUGGGAAUGAAAAGUACAGAUACAGUUCCUCAAUUUGAAACUUCAUGUAGUUACGUAGAAGCUACACUUGAAGAGUUUCUGACCUGGAACUGUGACCACUCUAGUAUUUCUGGACCAUUUAUAGAUUAUGAUUAUUCCAAAUUCUGGGCUUAUGCUGACUAUAAAUAUGUUGUCAGUCUAUUUGAAGACAAGACAGAUAUUUUCCAGGAUGUGAUAUGGUCUGACUUCGGGUUUCGUGGAAGAAAUGGACGGGAAAGUACAUUGUGGAUUGGCUCUCUGGGGGCUCACACACCCUGUCAUCUGGAUUCAUAUGGUUGCAACUUGGUAUUCCAGGUACAAGGAAGGAAAAGAUGGCAUCUCUUUCCCCCUGAAGACACUCCUCUCCUUUAUCCAACUAGAAUCCCUUAUGAAGAAUCUAGUGUGUUUAGUAAAGUCAAUGUUGUCAAUCCUGAUGUAAAACGUUUCCCUCAGUUCCAGAAAGCUCGAAGACAUGUGGUUACACUGAGCCCAGGACAGGUUCUGUUUGUUCCCAGACACUGGUGGCAUUACGUAGAAUCCAUUGAUCCUGUCACUGUCAGUAUAAACUCGUGGAUUGAAUUGGAAGAGGACCACCAGGCUCGGGUAGAAGAGGCGAUCACCCGCAUGCUUGUGUGCGCCCUGAAAACUGCAGAGGACCCACACAGUACCAGGGCUUGGUUAAACCCAACCGAGGUUGAGGAAACAUCCCAUGAAGUCAAUUGUCGCUACUUAAAUAGAGCCGUUUCUGCCCUUUUUGAUCAUUACAGAACAUCUAAGACAGCAGAAGUCCAAGCACUCAGAACAAACGGGGAGCACAUGAAAAAGGAAGAAUUCAACGUGCACACCCUCGUGGAGGGAGAGCAAACAGGUAGCCAGAACGUAGCCUUGGGAACAGUAGGAGAGCAGGCAGCAAGUCCCUUUGGCCCUGAUCUGGUUCCCGUACUCCCGAGUUCUGAAGCACCUCCCGCAGAAACAGGAGGCAUGUUUAAAAACGAUGGCAAAGGCUUUGUUGGCAAAGACGGAGAGCACUUUGACAAAGUGCACUUUACCAAGAAGCAGCGGAUGGUGAGUGGACGUGAGAAUGAAAUGGUUGAACAGAUUGUUUCAAAUAGUACUAUGGCCCCUUCCCAAACAUUCAUUUCUACAGAUGACUUACUGGACUGCUUGGUGAAUCCACAAGUAACCAAGAUAGUGGCACAACUUUUGAUACAAGGAAGAAGCUUGUGAUUGUAAUAGAAAAUGACUUUUUAAAUAAUAUUUUAAACAUAUUUUUAAAAUAGUAUAAUUUUUAAAUAAAAGAUGAAACAAUGAAAAGUCUGUUUGCAUCGGCUUGUAAAUGUACUUGUUCUUACCUAGUUAAAUUUCAACCUCUUGCCACCUUCUUGCAUGCACAUUGCUCUUUGCCCAAACUGACUCUUUGUUAUUUGUGAGGCCUUCUUUCUGAGCCUUUUUUUUCCCUCUCCCAUCCCUAUUUCUCCUCAGCCUAUUUCAAAUGUAAGCCCCAAGUGUUCUCAACAGGGAAUAAUCUCUCCAUCAGCCUUAAGAGGGAUAGCCUGCUGCUUGUUUUGUAAUAAAGUUUUAUUGGAACACA
Molecule: messenger RNA, 2048 nt
Organism: Eptesicus fuscus (big brown bat)
Lineage: Eukaryota; Metazoa; Chordata; Mammalia; Chiroptera; Vespertilionidae
Gene: HSPBAP1
Product: HSPB1 associated protein 1
Exons: 8
Coding region: 215-1684 (489 amino acids)
Molecular function (GO): 2-oxoglutarate-dependent dioxygenase activity
Source: RefSeq, a predicted model, not a curated record